AUGACCAGUCUGAUAGAUUUAGGUAGAUAUGUUGAAAGGGCACAUCAUGGUGAAGAAACAGAGCCAAGAGCGAAAAGAGUAAAAAUCUCAGGAACUGAUUUAUCUUCCUUCCAACCUGGAAGCAUUAUUAAGAUCCGUUUACAAGAUUUUGUGACUUACACUUUGACCGAAUUUAAUCUUUCACCGUCUUUAAAUAUGAUCAUUGGCCCAAACGGAUCUGGAAAAUCUACCUUUGUAUGCGCCGUGUGUUUAGGAUUGGCUGGUAAACCAGAGUACAUUGGUAGAAGUAAAAAAGUGGAAGAUUUCAUCAAAAAUGGUCAGGAUGUUUCAAGAAUUGAAAUUACUUUGAAAAAUUCACCCAAAAUUAAUGAUAUUGAACAUAUAGACGCACGUGAUGAAACAAUAAAGAUUACUAGAAUUAUUACUAGAUCUAAGAGGAGAUCAGAUUAUCUAAUAAAUGACUACCAGGUAUCUGAAAGUGCGGUUAAAACUUUAGUUGGUCAUCUGAACAUUCAAUUAGAUAAUCUCUGUCAAUUUUUAUCCCAAGAGCGUGUGGAGGAAUUUGCUCGCCUUAAAUCAGUUAAACUAUUAGUGGAAACUAUAAGGUCAAUCGAUGCAAGCCUAUUAGAUGUGCUGGAAGAAUUAAGAGAGCUACAAGGAAACGAGCAAAGCUUGCAAAAAGACCUCGAUGUUAAAAAAUCCAAAAUUGUUCAUUUGAGACAAGAAAGUGAUAAACUACGUAAAUCGGUGGAAUCUUUACGAAAUUUUCAAAAGAAAAAGGGUGAAAUUGAGUUGCACUCUCAAUUAUUACCUUAUGUGAAAGUAAAAGACCAUAAGGAAAAGCUGAGCAUCUAUAAAGAAGAAUACGAACGAGCGAAAGCGAAUCUGAGGGCUAUAUUAAAGGAUAAGAAACCAUUUGCAAAUACCAAAAAAACUUUAGAGAACCGGGUUGAAGAACUAACGGAGAAGUGUUCCCUAAAAAACGAUGAAUUUUUGAAAGCAAAAGAGAAGGUUAAUGAAAUCUUUGAAAAACUUAAUACUAUAAGGGAUGAGGUCGUCAAAAAGAAAAAUCAGAACGAAUAUUAUAGAGGCAGAACUAAGAAAUUACAAGCCACCAUUAUCGGUACAAAGGAAGAUUUACUAAGGAAUCAAGACAUAUUAGCGCAGACUCAUCUACCUGAAAAAAGUGUAUUUGAAGAUAUAGACAUCAAAAGAAAAGAGAUCAUCAAUAAAGAAGGGGAGAUCAGGGACCGCAUUUCCGAAAUUGAUGCAAAAGCGAAUGCUAUUAAUCAUGAAAUGAGAAGUAUACAGAGACAAGCGGAAAGCAAGACUAAAUCCCUUACCACAACUGAUAAAAUUGGAAUCUUAAAUCAAGAUCAGGAUUUAAAGGAGGUUCGUGAUGCUGUGUUGAUGGUUAGAGAGCAUGCAGAAAUGAAAGAUAAAAUUCUAGAACCACCGAUAAUUACCGUGUCUGCCAUUAACUCUCAAUUUGCUGCAUAUUUAGCUCAAUGUGUGGAUUAUAAUACAAGUAAGGCCUUAACUGUUGUUGAUUCCGAUUCUUACAAGCUGUUUGCGAACCCAAUUCUCGAUAAAUUCAAAGUCAAUUUGAGGGAACUAUCCAAUGCUGACAUCAACCCUCCUGUGCCAGCGGAAACACUUAAAGAAUUGGGAUUUGAGGGUUAUUUGUCUGAUUUUAUUACCGGUGAUAAGAGAGUUAUGAGAAUGCUUUGUCAAACUAACAAAAUUCAUACUAUACCAGUGUCCAGAAGGGAAUUGACGCCUGCCCAGAUAAAGAAGCUGAUUAAACCAAGACCAAAUGGUAAAAUUCUUUUUAAAAGAAUUAUUCAUGGAAAUAGGCUAGUCGAUAUUAAGCAAUCAGCAUAUGGUAGUAAGCAGGUUUUCCCCACUGACGUUAGUAUAAAACAAACCAAUUUCUAUCAGGGGUCAAUCAUGUCAAAUGAACAGAAGAUUAGAAUUGAGAAUGAAAUUAGCAACUUAAAGAACGAAUACGGCCAUCGGAAAUCCACAUUAGAUGGAUUGUCAAACCAGAAGAGUGGCUAUAGACACGAACUAUCUGAGUUGGCGUCAAAAAAUGACGAUAUCAAUAGAAAAGCUCAUCAAUUAAAUGAGAUUCGUAAGAAAUAUACUAUGAGGAAAAGCACAAUAGAAUCUCUUCAAGAAAAAUUGGAUCAACUAAAACGUGAAGCUAGGAAGGAUGUAUCACAAAAGAUUAAAGAUAUUGAUGAUCAGAUUCAGGAAUUAUUACUCAAGCAAUCACAGUUGCUUUCUAAAAUGGCUUCCUCGAUGAAGAAUUUAAAGAAUUGUCAGAAGGAGUUAAUGAGCUCCCAAAUCCUUCAAUUUGAAGCCCAAAAUAUGGACGUUUCCAUGAAUGAUGUGAUUGGAUUUUUCAAUGAAAGGGAGGCUGAUUUAAAGCGUCAGUAUGAAGAUAAGAAAAAAUUUGUAAAGGAAAUGAGGGACACUAUCGAAUUUCAAUCGUGGAUGAGAGAAAUUAGGUGUUAUGACGAACACACUAAGGAAAAAUUGAAUAAGGUAGCAGAAAAAUAUGAGGAAGAUGGGAAUUUCAAUUUGUCAUUCGUUCAAGAUGUUCUUGAUAAAUUAGAAUCGGAGAUAGCUAUGGUAAAUCACGACGAAUCAGCCGUAACAAUUUUGGAUCAGGUUUCAGCCGAACUGAGAGAAUUGGAGCAAACAGUUCCUCAGCAAGCUAGAGAUUUGGAGACCAUCAGAACUAAACUGAAAGAAGAUCAUGCACUUCUGGAACCCAAGUUGGAUGAUAUAGUAUCAAAAAUAUCGGCAAGGUUUGCGCGCUUAUUUAACAAUGUCGGGAGUGCUGGUGCAGUUCGUCUAGAAAAGCCAAAGGACUAUGCUGAAUGGAAGAUAGAGAUCAUGGUCAAAUUCAGAGAUAAUGCGCCAUUAAAAAAAUUAGAUUCUCACACGCAAUCAGGUGGUGAAAGAGCUGUCUCUACAGUUCUUUACAUGAUUGCUUUGCAAGAGUUUACCUCCGCCCCAUUCAGGGUAGUGGAUGAAAUCAACCAAGGUAUGGACUCAAGAAAUGAAAGAAUUGUCCAUAAAGCUAUGGUUGAGAACGCGUGUGCUGAAAACACUUCUCAAUAUUUUUUAAUCACUCCAAAAUUAUUGACCGGCUUGCAUUAUCAUGAGAAGAUGAGAAUACACUGUGUCAUGGCCGGCUCUUGGAUUCCAAACCCUUCUGAUGAUCCGAGGAUGAUACAUUUCGGCGAAACUUCUAACUAUUCGUUUGAUUAG
Messenger RNA from Saccharomyces paradoxus, 3282 nucleotides. RefSeq names its product DNA repair ATPase SMC5 (gene SMC5). Gene Ontology annotation, molecular function: ATP hydrolysis activity; ATP binding. Gene Ontology annotation, biological process: double-strand break repair via homologous recombination. NCBI's taxonomy places the organism in Eukaryota, Fungi, Ascomycota, Saccharomycetes, Saccharomycetales, Saccharomycetaceae. The transcript has a single exon. The record is from RefSeq and is a predicted model, not a curated record. Gene Ontology annotation, cellular component: Smc5-Smc6 complex. Bases 1 to 3282 code for a protein of 1093 amino acids.